Molecule: messenger RNA, 993 nt
Organism: Setaria italica (foxtail millet)
Lineage: Eukaryota; Viridiplantae; Streptophyta; Magnoliopsida; Poales; Poaceae
Product: probable peroxygenase 4
Exons: 6
Coding region: 16-834 (272 amino acids)
Molecular function (GO): monooxygenase activity; calcium ion binding
Source: RefSeq, a predicted model, not a curated record
UAUUCCGAAUUCGAAAUGUCUGCAUCAAUCAUAAACGAGCCAAGGACUAGUACCUACUACGAGGAUGGCCUCUGCUCCAUUGCUAGUUCUUCUGGGAGCUACUUAAGCAGAGCCAUGGAAUGCUAUACCUUCUGUGAGGUGCACUCCCACAGUCACACAUCUGGAGAAGAAGGAAUAAGUGGUGGUAAACUGGUGAUGGCGGGUCGGCAACGAUUGCCGGCAGCAGCAGUGUCUGCUCUCCUGCUUCUGUGGAUAUUCAGCUGUGAUCAUGUGGAGGCAAGCAUUGAUUUUGCAAACAUGACUGCACUGGAAAAGCAUGUUGAAUUUUUUGACCGGGAUAAGGAUGGCAUUAUUACAGCUUCGGAGAUCUUUGAAGGAUAUGUUGCAAUUGGAUGUGAUGCUGCAUUUGCCAGAGCUUCAGCUGCAUCCAUUAGUGCCGGUGUUGGUCCUAUUACAAGCCCUGUUGAAGCACCACUGCCUCACUUAUCAAUAUACAUAGAGUAUAUCCAUAGAGCAAUGCAUGGAAGUGAUACAGGAGCAUAUGAUGCUAAAGGAAGGUUUGUUCCAGAAAAAUUUGAAGAAAUUUUCACGAAGCAUGCAAAGGUCAGACCAGAUGCGUUAACAUCCAUGGAGAUUGAGGAGAUGAUUCUAGCAAAUCGUGAUCCAUUAGACCCUCAGUCAUGGGGUGCACCUGAAGGGGAAUGGGGACUAAUAUACAAGCUUGCAAGUGAUAAGCAAGGAUUUCUUCACAAGGAUAGUGCAAGAGGUAUAUACGAUGGCAGUGUUUUCUACAUGUUGGAGGAACAGAGGACAUCUUCACGAAGUGAUAUGUGAUGAAGUUCAGCAUUCAGACACAACACAUUAUGUAUGAAAAGUAUGCAAAAUCCAAUAAUGUGUACUAGAACGUUAUACACAAUUUUUAAUAGUAUUUGAAACAAAAUUCGUUCACUGUGCAACGUUAGUUAUGUGAUGAAGUUCAGCUAGUUAUGUGAA